This is a messenger RNA of Lithohypha guttulata, 1608 nucleotides long. Its product is annotated as Serine/threonine kinase. Gene Ontology annotation, biological process: peptidyl-serine phosphorylation; intracellular signal transduction. NCBI's taxonomy places the organism in Eukaryota, Fungi, Ascomycota, Eurotiomycetes, Chaetothyriales, Trichomeriaceae. Gene Ontology annotation, molecular function: ATP binding; protein serine/threonine kinase activity. The coding region runs from base 1 to 1608 and encodes 535 amino acids. The record is from RefSeq and is a predicted model, not a curated record. The transcript is spliced from 3 exons.
AUGGGCAACUCUCAGGGCAAACCGGUCGUCUACACAGAUGAAGUCAAUCUGAACCAUUUCCGGCUCUUAAGAGUGGUGGGCAAAGGCGCUUUUGGCAAGGUCAGGAUUGUAGAACGAAAAGACUCAGGUCUUACAUUUGCGCUCAAGUAUAUACGCAAGGAUGAAGUCGUGCGAUCGGAGAGUGUACGAAACAUAAUUCGCGAACGACGCAUGCUAGAGCACUUGAAUCACCCUUUCUUGUGCAAUCUGCGCUAUAGCUUCCAGGAUGUCGAGUAUCUGUAUCUUGUGGUUGAUCUGAUGGAUGGUGGCGACCUUCGAUUUCACAUAUCCCGAAAGACCUUCACCGAAGAUUGCGUUCGAUUCUGGAUGGGCGAGCUAGCCUGUGCACUGCGGUACAUUCACGAACAAGGGAUUGUGCACAGAGAUGUUAAGCCUGACAACGUGCUACUGGAUUCUGAGGGACACGUGCAUCUAGCCGACUUCAAUGUUGCAUCAGACUUCAGGCCACCUAAACUACUGACAAGUAAAUCUGGGACUCUGGCCUAUCUGGCUCCCGAGGCAUUUCGAGGCCCUGGCUAUUUAUGCGAGGUGGAUUGGUGGUCAUUAGGUGUGACAUUUUACGAAUGCAUAUACGGGAAGAGACCAUUCGAGGGAAAGACCCACGACGAGUUAGUGGAAAACAUCUGUAACUCCAAUCCGAAAUUUCACGUUACGAAGCCGCCCGUAUCAAUGCCAUGCCUACACGCCAUGUCGUCGUUACUCGAGAGACAAAAACGGAAACGGAUAGGGGCAGCUGGAUUCGACACAUUUACAACCCAUCAUUUCUUUAGUCCGUUAGACUUUGAGGCGCUGCAAGCCAAAUUGAUACGACCGAUAUUUGUGCCAUCAAGCGACAAGACCAAUUUCGAUGCAACGUACGAUCUGGAGGAAUUAUUGCUAGAAGAAGCGCCAUUAGAAGCGAGAGCUAGGAAGCAGAAACCCCGACCAGAGCUCCGGCAAGACGCCACAAGUAAAGAGAUUCGGGAGGACGAGCUGCAUAGGAUGAUCGAGACAUUGUUUGAGCCUUUCGAUUAUACAUUGGCUUCCUACGACGGGAGUGCAGCAGCAGCACUGGCGGAAGAUGGCACUGUAGAUGCAAUCGAGAAGACUGGGUCUACACAUUCUCGACCUCAAUCAAAGCCUCAAUCUGUGGCGACGACACCGGACGGAACACCUCCAAUGUCGCCAAAUGUAUUACCGCUGCACGUCAAGUCGGAGCAUAUUCCAGAGCUCGAGGCUCUAAAAGCGGCCCUUCCGCCCACGCAGCCCAUACCAAGAUCAGUACCCGCGUCACAAGCAACGUCAUUCAGCAGACCAAGGCCACAACCUGCGUCGAGGCAAGCAAGCAAGGGCGGAGGAGUACAAAUGGUUCUUGACGAGCACGGAAGUUGGUCAUUGUUGGCCGACCAAGCGGUGUCGCUACCAGCAGAAGCUGGAGCGAGCAAAGAUGUUAGGGAUAGCAGCAGCGUGUUGGGCUUUCUCCGAGGUAGAAAGAGCCGCGACCGAAGCCCCAAACCGAAAGAAGCAGGCGUCAUGGGAAAAGCUGGUGCACGACACAUUAUCAACUGA